Momordica charantia (bitter melon) is the source of this 1017-nucleotide messenger RNA. RefSeq names its product NADPH-dependent pterin aldehyde reductase. Gene Ontology annotation, cellular component: cytosol. The record is from RefSeq and is a predicted model, not a curated record. NCBI's taxonomy places the organism in Eukaryota, Viridiplantae, Streptophyta, Magnoliopsida, Cucurbitales, Cucurbitaceae. Gene Ontology annotation, molecular function: oxidoreductase activity, acting on the CH-OH group of donors, NAD or NADP as acceptor. Gene Ontology annotation, biological process: folic acid-containing compound metabolic process.
AAACAAAAAGCCUUCACCACUCCCUCUUAGCUCCACACAAACGAAAUAAUCAAACAAAUUUUGAAAUGCCGAGAUCAGCCAACGGAUCAGAUGCCUCCUUCGCAAUUCUCAUCACCGGAGUCAGCAAAGGCAUCGGCCGAGCUUUGGCGUUAGAGUGCGCUAAGCGCGGCCACACUAUCAUCGGCUGCUCUCGUAGCCAGGACAAGCUCGACUCUCUUCGAACACAACUCCUCUCUCCAGACAAACAUUUGCUCUUCAACACCGACGUGACGUCGAAUAGUAGCGUUCAGGAUCUAGUUAAUGCUGUCUUGGAAAGAAAUCUUAUUCCAGAUAUUCUCGUAAAUAAUGCAGCUGUGGUUAAUGAAAAGUCCAAGUUCUGGGAGAUUCCAAUGAACGAAUUUGAUUCUGUCAUCGAUACAAACGUAAAAGGGACAGCAAAUGUACUCCGUCAUUUCAUUCCUCUUAUGAUUGCAAGCGAGAAGAGAAUUAUUGUUAAUAUGUCUUCCGAAUGGGGAAGAAUGGGUGCUCCUAUGUUUUCGCCUUAUAGCACUUCAAAGUGGGCGAUUGAGGGUUUGACCAAAUCAAUAGCACCAGAAUUGCCAGAGGGAAUGGCUAUUAUUGCGCUUCAUCCCGGUGUUAUAAACACAGACAUGCUUGUUACGUGCUUCGGUGAUUUGGCUGCUAACUACCAAACUCCAGAACCAUGGGCGGUAAAAGCCAGCACGAUGAUUCUGAAUUUUACAUCUGCUGAUAAUGGAGCAUCUCUGAGUGUUGAUGAAUAAGGUAAAUUUUACAAUUUUUACCUUCUUAGACAAUUUUAUCAUCUAAUAAGUUUUUCAAAUUUGUAUAAUAAGUUACAAUGAGAGGUAGAGUGUACCCUCUCCUAUAGAGAAGAUAAAUACGAACAAAAAUUACUUUGUUGGGAUAGGAAUCAAAAAGAAGUUGUAAUAUGAUCACCCUUUUAUAUUCGAGGAUUUGGUUGACAUAUUUUUAUCAAUAAAAUGUUAAUUUAUAUAA